This is a messenger RNA of Raphanus sativus (radish), 1113 nucleotides long. Its product is annotated as CBS domain-containing protein CBSX1, chloroplastic-like. The transcript has 8 exons. NCBI's taxonomy places the organism in Eukaryota, Viridiplantae, Streptophyta, Magnoliopsida, Brassicales, Brassicaceae. The record is from RefSeq and is a predicted model, not a curated record. Bases 100 to 801 code for a protein of 233 amino acids.
UUCGCUUUUCCCAAUACAAACGCAGAGAUAUCGUGAUCUCUCUCUCUCUCUCUCUUUCCAACUCUUAUCACUUCCGGCGAUCUUUCCCUCCGACGUUCGAUGGACGCCGUCGUCCAUGCUUGUCCACUCUCCAUCACGCGCCUACGCGCACCGCUCUCGGCUUCUUCUCCAACUCUUUUCCCGCCGAGAUUCCUCUCCAUCAACUCCACCUUCUCCCCCACUCUCAGCUCCCUCUCCAACUCCCGAGGUCCUUCAGCUUCCUCCGCCGGCGCCACGUUAACGGCGAAGUCCUCUUCGCCAAGAAGUGGAGUGUACACUGUUGGUGAGUUCAUGACUAAGAAGGAUGACUUGCAUGUGGUCAAACCUACCACCACUGUUGAUGAAGCUCUAGAAAUCCUUGUGGAGAAUAGGAUUACAGGAUUUCCUGUGAUCGACCAAGACUGGAAGCUGGUUGGGCUUGUUUCAGAUUAUGAUUUGUUGGCUCUGGACUCCAUCUCUGGUAGUGGAAGUACAGAAAAUGCCAUGUUCCCUGAGGUUGACAGCACCUGGAAAACUUUCAAUGCAGUGCAAAAGCUACUGAGCAAAACCAAUGGGAAGCUUGUUGGAGAUUUAAUGACACCAGCUCCAGUUGUUGUUGAGGAAAAUACCAACCUCGAAGAUGCUGCUAAAAUCUUGCUCGAGACCAAAUAUCGCAGGCUCCCUGUGGUAGAUUCCCAUGGAAAAUUGGUUGGUAUUAUCACAAGAGGUAACGUGGUUAGAGCUGCACUUCAAAUAAAGCGCGCUGGUGAUAGGAACGCUUGAAUAAGAUACAAACAAAAACCAAGAAAAUAGGUUGUAGAGAGGAAAUCAACAUGGAACAAACAUUAUCCAGAUAAUAAGAGUGAGUGCUCAACAGUGUACCUUGUACUAGAAUUAUAUUAACUUGUAUUACAAGAGUUCCGCAUCUUAUGUCGGUCACAAGGAACUCAGCUUUUGUUGAAGUCUGUCUGGUAAGUGGUAAGUACACUACUUACUUUUUUUUCUUACAGAAUCAGCUUCUCUUUUUGUUUGAUAGGUUAGGUUAUCAGAUUCUUUUGGUAUUUGAUUCUCAAUCCAAUAAUGCUUUUCAAAUUA